Messenger RNA from Molossus molossus (Pallas's mastiff bat), 1251 nucleotides. RefSeq names its product cytokine receptor like factor 2 (gene CRLF2). NCBI's taxonomy places the organism in Eukaryota, Metazoa, Chordata, Mammalia, Chiroptera, Molossidae. Gene Ontology annotation, biological process: cytokine-mediated signaling pathway. The record is from RefSeq and is a predicted model, not a curated record. Gene Ontology annotation, cellular component: external side of plasma membrane. The coding region runs from base 1 to 1251 and encodes 416 amino acids. Gene Ontology annotation, molecular function: protein binding; cytokine receptor activity. The transcript is spliced from 8 exons.
AUGGGACACACAGGUGCAGCUCAGCCCCUGCCCAUCCCUGUCACGCUGGCCCUGCAUGAGUCGCAGAAACUGUCCUCGCCCACCUCGGCGUCACCUGCCGCCUGUACUGACACAAGUCACGACGGGCCCGUUUCUGACCAUCUCAGUUUCACCGUCUCCUCUCGAAAACCCCGCGUCCUGCUGACCCCGGGGGCGCUCCCAUCACUCGACAGGUCUCAAGGAGCGCCCUUGCAACACCGGAUCAUCAACUUUAAUUUCGAAACUGUGCAGGUGACCUGGAAUGCCAGCCAAGACUCGGGCACGAAUCUGACCCUGCUCUACCGCUUCCGCGGUGACAAUGACAGCCGCUGUCCCGACUACAUUCUGCAGCGAGGCCGCAGCGUCGGGUGCCUCCUGCCGGCCAAAGGAGACAGGGUUCUGGACUUCUCCAUCUGGAACGGAACCCAAAGUCUUCUCUCCAGGAGUCUGUGGAUCAGCGAUUACUUGAAACCCAGCUCGCCGAGAGAUCUGAGGUUCCGGUGGCACCAGGAAGCCAUCACGGUGACGUGCACCACUCUGUCCUACACGAACGUCUUGUAUGAAGUUCAGCACAAGAGUACCUUUGACCGAGAGUGGCAAUCCAAGGAGGAAGAGGACAGAUGCAAUGUGACCAUCGAGGGCUUGGAUGUUGACAAAUGCUACCUGUUGCGGGCCAGAGUGAUCGCAGAUGAUUCCAUCUACGGCCCGGAGACCUACCCCAGCGACUGGUCGGAGGUGACCUACUGGCAGGGGGGUGAGCUGCAAGACUCAUGCCAGGAGAAAACGCUCUUCUCCAAACACAUUUUAGUGUACGGCAUGGUCACCUUCCUCAUCAUGUUCCUGCUCCUGCUCUGUCUAUGGAAACUACACAGAGUCAAGAAGCUGCUUCUGCCCAGGGUGCCUGAUCCCAAAGUCACCUUCCCUGGGCUCUUUGAGACCCACCAGGGAAACUUCCAGGAAUGGAUCGGGGUUACUCAGGGCGUGAGCCAGGCGACCAGGACAGAAGACGGGGAGCAGGAUGGCAGCGUGGAGGAGGCCCUGCUGGUCCUGCUGCCCAAGGCCGAGGAGAACACGGCCCGGACGGCGACGCCGGGCCCAUCACACCUGCCGGAGGUGCAGAGAGAGGCCGUCGGGGGGCCCGGCCCGCUCCCGGACCAGCCCCCCCAGGGGGAACUGCUGUCUCUCGGGGGCGUCACAUUUGUGAUGAGUGAGAACUCGUACGUGACGCUAUGA